AUGGAUGAAAUGGUCCAUCUAACUUACAUCAAGGAUGAUCCGGAACUCUACAUAAAAGAAAGGCCUUUCAGUAUUCUAGCUGAACUUCCUGAAGGUUUUCCUGAAACCAAUAUCACAUACGAACUUGGACCCUUGCAAGUGAUCACGGACAUCCGUGGCUGGCAGAACGAAUUCAAUCUCGAGGAGCAUGGGUUUGCCUUUCGUACCUGGCAACCGCCGGCAGUCGUUUGGGACGAUGAGGAAGACAUUGACGAGUCGUAUGUCCCCGCCGUCAAGGAAUUGGUUCGAGAGAUGAUUGGAGAAGAUGUCGUGAGGAUAGAGCUUUUCGACUGGCGUCUUCGAAAUUCACAAUCUCGCAUGGUCAUCGACGAUCCGAAUAGUGAGAGUUCCCCCCAAAUGGUCAAAAUUGCACCGGCAAGAGUGGUUCAUGUUGAUCAGAGUCCCGCGGGGGUUUUCGAUCGCAUGCAUAGAUAUUUAGGAGAGGAGGCUGACGUCCUCGCCAGGAAAUAUCGCAUUCGACUGAUCAACGUCUGGAAACCGAUGGUGGAUGUUGUUGAGGACAUGCCUUUGGCACUAUGUGACGCACGGGUAGCAACCGAACAAGAUCUCGUCGAAGUCGACUUCGUCCUCGAGGACUACAACAGGAGAACUUACAUGGCAAAGUACACCGACCGAUUCAAGUUCUACUACAUGAGCCGAAUGACCAAGGAUGAGGUUAUCAUGUUCAAGGUCUUUGAUUCAGCCGACGUUGCGGCGAAGUACGUGCCCCAUGCGGCCUUCUCUCACACUCAUAUCCCACCCAGCACGAAGCCGCGGGAAAGCAUUGAGGUGAGGCUGCUCGUGAUGACAGAGGAAUAG
This is a messenger RNA of Rhinocladiella mackenziei CBS 650.93, 858 nucleotides long. RefSeq lists its product as uncharacterized. NCBI's taxonomy places the organism in Eukaryota, Fungi, Ascomycota, Eurotiomycetes, Chaetothyriales, Herpotrichiellaceae. Bases 1 to 858 code for a protein of 285 amino acids. The transcript has 5 exons. Gene Ontology annotation, molecular function: oxidoreductase activity. The record is from RefSeq and is a predicted model, not a curated record.